This is a messenger RNA of Anopheles merus, 3670 nucleotides long. RefSeq lists its product as uncharacterized. The transcript has 5 exons. The record is from RefSeq and is a predicted model, not a curated record. NCBI's taxonomy places the organism in Eukaryota, Metazoa, Arthropoda, Insecta, Diptera, Culicidae. Bases 346 to 2844 code for a protein of 832 amino acids. Gene Ontology annotation, molecular function: chitin binding. Gene Ontology annotation, cellular component: extracellular region.
ACAGUAGCAAACUCACCAACCAUACACACAACAGAAAGGGGACAGGAAAAUGGCUUCGCUUAUUUGGGGACGUCCCGAGUAAACGAGAAAAGUCCAACCAUUGGGACGUUAUUUCCGGCACCCGGGCCCGGACAUUCCAGCACCGUCAUCAAAACCGGCACCACCGUACACGAGAAUCCUUUUCGGCGAACCGAACGUGGAGAUGAUGAUGACACAGUGCGUGGUUUAUUAGAUUGUCACAGCCGUCUGUUGUUCUUUCUUGUCGCUUCUCUGCUUUUGCUGACCGUACCGGAUGGUGCUCGGGGCAAUGGUACGGGCGAACCAACUGGAGCCGUCCGCACGGUAAUGGAUCUGAUGGAGGUGAUGCUGAAUCGGGACAUUCUGGAUAUGCUGCAAAACGGUGGCUUCGACUUCCGGCAGCCGGCUCGCAUCUUCCUUCCGCCCAAGUUUUACUCCAUCGUGCCGUACGACCAGGGCCACCAAAGCCCGGACCAGAUACUGGGCGGGUACGGUGGCAGUAGCCACCUUGCCGCCCCACCCGCGGUGACAAUUGCCAGUGGUGGUGCUGCCGCUGGUGGAAAAGCCACCCAACCCGAGCAGCCACCAUCUGGUGCGUCCGUGGUCGAUAAACUCGCCCGUGCCGAGCAGGGCGGUGGCAGCAGGAUCAACUUGAUUUCGUAUUCCGAUGGCAAAGUGACGACGGGCCGUGGCCGUGGUGGGCAUCCUGCGGUGACCAAUAAGGGAAGCGAAACAUUAGAGAAAAAUGUCGGUACAAAUGUGAAUGGGGCAACGAAUUUCCCGCACAGUGGCAACAGGAAGCAAACGACGCCAGCAAACGACCGGCAGCAGAGGCAACAGCAGCAGCAGCAGCAGCAGCCGUCCCUAACGACCUCGAUAACGGAUCAAACGGUGUCACAAAACGUCGGCCGCACACUUCCGACAUCCGGUCGGGUGGGGGACGGUGGUGGAAGCAGCGCGACGGAUCAGCUACGUUCGGCCCUGCCCGGUGAACCGGAUGUCGAUUAUCCGAUAUUGGGUAGCGUGCCGGCAACACAGUUCACCUGCGACAACCGUCAUCAUGGUUAUUAUGCCGACGUCGAGACACGGUGCCAAGUGUUCCGGGUGUGCGCGAACACCGAUUCGACCGGGCGUGGCUUUGCGUUCCUCUGCCCCAAUGGGACACUCUUCAAUCAGCGCCAUCUGGUGUGCGAUUGGUACAUGAACGUGCGGUGCGAGGAGAGCGAGAGCCUGUACGGUGUGAAUGAAGCGAUCGGUCGGACGGACAGCGGUAUGGGCCGGAUGUUGAUGAGUGGAGAUCGGCAGGAUAUGAUGGAUGUUGUGAUGUCGAUGGUUACCUACCCGAUGCGUUCGCUGAUGGAGCUGAUGAACGGGGUCGGUGUGAUCGAGGAGCGUGUGGGCGAGCCGGAGGUACAGGAGAGGGAGGAGAUUGAACUACCACCGACUGUGGAGGGUGAGCAGUAUGUGACGGCACCAGAAAUGGGACUAGAACCACCGUUUCAACAAGGAAGAAUACAAUACAGUCCUCAACCGGUGGUGAAUCAGUACGGCGGACCAGCGGUGAACAGCUUUGGAGCUGGUGUUAGUCUACCUGUUAGUGCUCCAAACGGCGCCGUUGGGUCGAAUGUGUACCGACCCAUGUUGGACAAUGUUUAUGUGUCAAGUCUUGGGACGCUUUCAACCGAUCCUGAUUCUGGGUUCGAUCCGCAGCGCUCCACACUACUUACCAGAACGGAAGGAUCAGUGAGAACCGUGUCCGGAGUGCCACAAGCAGAUUCGUACGGGAUUGUAAAUCAGAACCAGGCCGGAUUUUCCAAUCCCAUCGCAACGAACGUUCAAUUGGUGCGAGCAGAUCUGAUCAAAUCCUGGAACGACCAGCAGCAGCGACCAGUCCUGCCGCAACAGACGCCUCCGCUCAAACUUGCACCUGUUCCACGAAUUUCCCAGCAGUCCUACGAAAUUGCAAAGCCUCCCCGCCAGCACCAGUAUCAACAACCGCAUCCACCGACACCGAGUGCCAUCUAUCGGCAAGGAUCGAUACUACCACCGACGGGCGUUUUGCCACCAUCCACCCUAACACGCACCGUAUUGAUCGGGGCCAACAACAAGCACGGCGAUCUGCCCCCGGCCCAUCGGUUUGCUCCCGUACGGCAAGUGCUUCCGAUCCAGCGGGUAACCGUUGUACCGGAAAAUACGUACCAGCAGCAUCAGCAGCAGCAGCAGCAGCAGAACCAGCAGCACCAUCAGCAACAAUACCACCAGCAGCAACAAAGUCACACACGACCGACAAACUUUUACCACCCGGUUGGUAUUGGCUCUGGUAGCCUUUUGCCUCACAGCUCUACCUCACAGCCUACUUCUGCUGCUCAACGAACAGUUGCUCAAGUACAAGCAAACUUACCCUAUACGAUCCCCGUGGCAACACAACAGGGUGGUCCUGUGGUACAGUACCCGUACAACCAUCCUCCAUCCCACACCGCGGUGCAACAAGUACCGUCCGCGGCAAGCAAUCGGGACGGAAGUUACGCAGCUUACCAACAGCAGCAGCAGCAGCAGCAGCAGCAACUACUACAGCGCCGCAGCGAUAAUGUACCGGCGCCGGUACCAACCGCGACCAAUGUAGUUCCCCGAACGAGGCUUCAAACCAGCACGGUGCUGCAGGUAGUGCCCGCGCUAAGCUUUUACCUUAACGAUGCCGAGGAAAAGCGAGCGUUCGAUGCUGCCGUCCGGCAGGGACUGUUUGACGAGCGGAGGCGUACCGGUCGGGCCUACACGUCGUACCAGGUACCGCUGGGCAGUGUGGGACAUCUUGGGGCGCUGUCGUAGGCCGCGCGGUCGGUACUAAGAACUAAUGUAAUUUAUUGGAAGUUCGUCUCGCAAGCUCGCAAGUGCGGUGCGGCUCAAAAGGCGAUGUCUUUUUAACGGUGAACGAAGCUGUACAGCAAUGGUACAGCGCACGUUUGUGGGCUGAAUAGUACGGAUGAGAUUAUGAUAGGAUGCAUAUAAAGAGAGGAAAAUAAAGCAAAGUAAAGAAAGUAAUGAAUCGAUGUUGCUAUCAAAGGUCACAGGGGUGUGCAAGCGCUUUGAAAGCUUUUGCAUUUUGUUGUUGUUAUUUAAUGCAUUCCAUGGAAUUACUUUUCCACUGCGAUGAGAUCCAAUCAGCAGCACGAAGCGUACGAUCGCAUGAGCAAAGGAGACAAUAAAUUUGAUUCAUCGCACUAGUGCUGUGUGACGCACAGGUCGCACUCGGAGGGCUGGUCGGAAAGGAUGGUUUUAAUGAGAUUGUACCUUUUUCAAAUUGCUGUUCUAUUUCUUGAGAACUGUUUUACUGGAAAGUGUACCGCUGGCAUUCGUUUCGUUUGAUUGGUUUGGUUGGAGGAACGGUCGUGCGGGAUGCAGAAGCAAACGGCAAAAACCAGUGUGCCCUUUCAAGAGUGAUUUUAUUAUCGAUUUUUUGUUUUGCUUCCAUUCACGGGUUCACGGGACUGUGUAAAUGUAAAUUUAAGUGAUCCUUAAUGCAACGGUUCGCAUGGGCCGAUUAGUUGGAACUAGACAGAUAUUUCAAUGGAAUUUUUAAGGUUUUUUUAGGAAUUAAACCAUUUUUUUAAAUGCUUCAAUUUAACAAUUAGCCCAAUUGGAACCAAUCGGAAUG